ACUCCGCCAGUUUCAACCAACACAAACCAAUCAUUUUCUUUUGGCUAAGAUUCACACUCCCGUAGCCAGAAAAGCAAGUAGAGUAGUACACAAACUAGUGCUAGAGUGCUACACCAUUUGAAUUUUGAACCCAAACAAAUGGCCAACACCCAACUCUCCCACCACAAUUUCCGUCCAAUCCCCGCCGUGCAUGUCACCUCCCACCGACUGAGCCCCACCAAACCCACCACCACCAGGCUUCCCCUCCAAUAUUUCAAAAACAAAAGCUCGACUCUUAAACUUAAAGCUGACCAAAAACACAUCAAGUGGGCCAUUGGGCUAAGCCUUGUGGACCAAAGCCCGCCAAAAUCAACGGUCGACGUGGAACGGUUAGUGAGUUUUUUGUACGAUGAUCUUCCACAUCUCUUUGAUGAUCAGGGUAUUGAUCGGACGGCGUACGAUGAGGUUGUGAAAUUCAGGGACCCAAUCACCAAGCAUGACACUAUAAGUGGGUACUUGUUUAACAUAACUCUCUUGAAGACACUAUUCAGGCCUGAGUUCCAGUUGCACUGGGUCAAACAGACAGGACCUUAUGAAAUUACUACAAGGUGGACUAUGAUCAUGAAGUUUAUCCUUCUGCCAUGGAACCCAGAAUUGGUCUUUACAGGAACCUCUAUCAUGGGCAUCAACCCAGAGACUGGAAAGUUUUGCAGCCAUGUGGAUUUUUGGGAUUCCAUAAAGAAAAAUGACUACUUUUCUCUAGAAGGUUUGUUGGAUGUUUUAAAGCAGCUGCGGAUAUACAAGACUCCAGACUUGGAAUCACCCAAGUAUCAGAUACUGAAAAGAACUGCUAACUACGAGGUGAGAAAGUACACACCAUUUCUAGUGGUAGAAGCAAAUGGAGACAAAUUAGCUGGGUCAACUGGCUUUAAUGAUGUUACUGGGUACAUAUUUGGUAAGAAUUCCAGAUCAGAGAAGAUACCAAUGACUACUCCUGUUUUCACACAGGCAUUUGAUGCUGAACUUUCCAAAGUAUCCAUCCAAGUUGUUCUUCCAUUGGAGAAAGAUAUAAGCAGUUUACCAGAUCCUAAUCAAGAAACAACUAGCUUGAGAAAGGUGGAAGGAGGUAUUGCUGCAGUUUUGAAGUUCAGUGGAAGAGCUACAGAAGAUAUUGUUCGAGAGAAAGAAAAAGCACUUCGCUCUUCUCUUAUAAAUGAUGGCCUCAAACCUAAGACAGGUUGUUUGUUUGCACGAUACAAUGAUCCAGGCCGAACACGGAGCUUUGUAAUGGUAUGAUAUGAGAAAUGAGGUGCUAAUAUGGCUUGAGGAGUUCUCUUUGGAUUAGUGCGUUAAACGUGGCCACCCCUUUGACCUGCACUUCAGGUUGAUCAUUCUUGCGCAUGAAUUUAUCUGGGUGAAUUGUAAUGAACGAAACAAUUUAGGCUUAGCUUAACAUUAUAGUUACCCUUUGGUGAAUAGACAUUGAUCAUCCAGGAUAUAGUAAAGAAAUGUAAUCAGCAACCACAGUGUUUUGAAUCUUAUCUUUGGGUACAUUAUGAUCCCAGUUUUCCAUUUACUAUCUGAUGAAAUAGUCACUGUUGUAAUUCCCUCUAA
Molecule: messenger RNA, 1593 nt
Organism: Quercus robur (English oak)
Lineage: Eukaryota; Viridiplantae; Streptophyta; Magnoliopsida; Fagales; Fagaceae
Exons: 8
Coding region: 139-1275 (378 amino acids)
Source: RefSeq, a predicted model, not a curated record